CGCCACACUCGACGCGAACAUGGCGGACCUGUCGUUCCUCCACGCGACCAAGGCGUCUGCCGCGCUGCCGGCACAAGAGAUGGAAGAGGCGAGCUUUGCGCUGCCUGCGGUUGCCGACCCUGCCGCCUACCAGAGCCAGCUUUACGACCCGGCGUCGGCCACGCCGUUGCACAUGGCACACGGAACGACCACGCUUGCCUUUGUCUUCAAGCAUGGCGUGGUGGUGGCCGUCGACUCGCGCGCCACCCAGGGCCAGUACAUCGGCUCGCAGACGGUGAAGAAGGUGAUCGAGAUCAACCCGUAUCUGCUCGGCACCAUGGCCGGCGGUGCCGCAGACUGCAUGUUCUGGGAGCGCGAGCUUGGCCGCCAGUGCCGCCUCUACGAGCUCCGCAACAAGGAACGUAUCUCCGUCCGCGCCGCCUCCAAGAUCCUCGGCAACAUUGUCUACAACUACAAGGGCAUGGGUCUGUCCAUGGGUACUAUGGUCACUGGCUGCGACGCCUCGGGCUUCUCGCUCUUCUACGUCGACUCGGACGGCACCCGCCUCGAGGGCCAGCGCUUCUCUGUCGGCUCUGGCUCCACCUUUGCCUACGGUGUCCUCGACUCGGGCUUCCGAUGGGACAUGGAGCCCGAGGAGGCCUACGACCUCGCUCGCCGCGCCAUCUACCACGCUACCCACCGCGACGCGUACUCGGGUGGCCAGGUCAACCUCUACCACGUCCGCGAAGAGGGCUGGGUCAAGAUCAGCGCAGACAACGUCUUUGACCUCCACUACGGCUACGCCGCCGAGGCCGCCGCUGAAGCUGACGCUGAGGCCGCCGCCUAACUUGCUGAUGACCCGUCCCACCCGUGGACCCGUGGCCUCCCAUCUCCUCCCUCCCGCUCGCUCUCGCCCUCCCGCCAACCAACCCUCCGCCACCUCUGACCACCGACCACCCUCCAUCUCCAUUCUCCUCAUACAUCACAUCCCCUACCUACCGGUUGCCUCCUACCCUCUCCCAUCCGAUCUUCUCUUGUCCUCAAUGAACAGCAACCUGUGCCUA
Messenger RNA from Thecamonas trahens ATCC 50062, 1043 nucleotides. RefSeq names its product proteasome subunit beta type. NCBI's taxonomy places the organism in Eukaryota, Apusomonadida, Apusomonadidae. Gene Ontology annotation, cellular component: proteasome core complex. The transcript is spliced from 2 exons. The record is from RefSeq and is a predicted model, not a curated record. The coding region runs from base 20 to 826 and encodes 268 amino acids. Gene Ontology annotation, molecular function: threonine-type endopeptidase activity.